GGGAGAGUGUCCGGACAGCCCCAGCAGCCCGCGGACGCCCCGACACGCACCAAGCCCUGCGCUCCGUCUGCACUCAGCGCGGCUCCGGUUCUCCUGCUGCGGAGGGAAAUCUGACCCGGGAACCUCCGGAACCAGCUCGGGACUUCCUACCUGUUCAGCCAUCAGCUGCCCGACCCCCCGCUGAGGACCCGCGGACACCCGGCCGCCUGUUUGUGGAGUUACCGGAGUUUUUGAGCGGGGCGAUGCGGGAGCGGGCGGAGUGAAGCCGCCCGCCCGGUGCGCACUGCCUGUUCCCCGGGUGGAGAGGCGCGCAGCUCCCCGCCGCUCCUCUUCAUCACCGCUUCUUCAUCGGUUUGGAUUUUAACCCCGCGGGUCGGCCGGAGCUGUCCGCCCAUGGAUCCGCCGCUCCGCGCCUCCUGUGCGGGUCAGUGAGCGGGACGCAGCGGGAUGUUGUGAUCUAAACCCACAGCUUUUACCGCAGGACUUUCACAUCUGGUAUACCGGGCCAGUUAGCAGCAGGAUCAGGAUGAGAAGAUGGCUGGCUAUGUGUUUCCAAUGGGACCAGAGAGCUUUAAGCGCUUCACGCCGGACUCCCUGGCGGCCAUCGAACAGCGCAUGGCCCAGGAGGAGGCCCGACGCAAAAAGCAGUACCAGGAGGACCUGGGCGAUGUGGAGCUGCCCCGGCCCCGGCCCGACCUGGAGGCGGGGAAGCAGCUGCCCCGGAUCUUUGCCGACAUCCCGUCUCACCUGGUGGGCGUCCCCCUGGAGGACAUCGACCCCUACUACUUCAGAGACAAGAGGACUUUCAUAGUGCUGAACAAAGGGAAGGCCAUCUUCCGCUUCAGCGCCACGUCGGCGCUCUACAUGUUCAGCCCGUUCCACCCCAUCCGCCGGCUCGCCAUCCGGAUCCUGGUCCAUUCUUUGUUCAGUUUGUUCAUCAUGUGCACCAUCCUGACCAACUGCUGCUUCAUGGCCAUGUCGGAGCCGGCCAACUGGGCCAAGUACCUGGAGUACACCUUCACAGGUAUUUACACCUUCGAGUCGCUCAUCAAGAUCCUGGCCAGAGGCUUCUGCGUGGGCCCCUUCACCUUCCUGAGGGACCCCUGGAACUGGCUGGACUUCAGCGUCAUCGUGAUGGCAUAUGUCACUGAGUUUGUGGACCUGGGUAAUGUGUCAGCCUUAAGGACGUUCAGGGUGCUGCGCGCGCUCAAAACCAUCUCAGUCAUCCCAGGCCUGAAGACGAUCGUCGGCGCGCUGAUCCAGUCGGUGAAGAAACUCGCUGACGUCAUGAUCCUCACCGUUUUCUGCCUGAGCGUCUUCGCCCUCAUCGGCCUGCAGCUGUUCAUGGGAAACCUGCGACAGAAAUGCGUCCGCAGCACGGAGCACUGCAUCAACGGCAGCCUGCCGGCCAACACCUCCUUCUUCUGCAAUAACAAGACCUGGGCCUCCAUCAAGGACUUCAUAGAAGACGAAGAUAAUUUCUACAAAGUGGAAGGAGCCAAGGAUGCCUUAAUCUGUGGAAACAGCAGCGACGCAGGGAAGUGUCCCGAUGGGUUCGACUGCCUGAAGACGGGCAGAAACCCAAACUACGGCUACACCAGCUUCGACACGUUCGGCUGGGCCUUCCUGUCGCUGUUCCGGCUGAUGACCCAGGAUUACUGGGAGAACCUCUACCACCACACGCUGCGGUCGGCCGGGAAGACCUACAUGGUGUUCUUCGUGGUGGUCAUCUUCCUGGGCUCCUUCUACCUGAUCAACCUGAUCCUGGCCGUGGUCGCCAUGGCGUACGAGGAGCAGAACCAGGCCACCAUCGCCGAGGCGUGUCAGAAGGAGCGCGAGUUCCAGCAGGCCAUGGAGAGACUGAAGAAAGAGCAGCAGAUGGCGGCGCAGAAACCGCCGGACUCCGACUCCCUGACCUCACCAGACCUCUCACCUCUUGGCCCGCCAUUGGACAGCUCCGAGGAGCGGAGGCGGAGCCAGGCGCUGAUGGGUGUGGCCGACGGGGAGGGGAACCUGUCGGAGGAGAAGCUGCUGCAGGUGGACUUGAUGGACGGGGGAAAGGCCCUCCAUCCUCUCCUCGCUCGCUCCUUCUCCACGCGGACGCGACGAAGCAGUCAGGUGUCGUCCAUCUUUAACUUCCGGCUGAGGAGCCGAGGGUCGGAAGGUGAGAUGGCGGACGAUGAGUUCAGCGUUCCCGGCGACGUGGUGGACGGCGUCGGCGGCAGGACGUACAGCGGCGGGACGUUCAGCGGCAUCCUGACCAACCCCUGGCCCAAACGCAGACUCAGCACCUACAGCACGGCCAGCAGGAACUCCCAGGUGUUUUAUCCCACCCUGAACGUCAACGGGAAGCUGUUCGUCUCCAUGGACCAGAACGGGGUCUCCCCGCCGCCGCUGCAGGGGCAGCUGCCUCCCUGCACCAUGGAGAAGGUCAAGGAGGAGAGCGUCCCGACGUCCACCACGGAGCUCAGCACCAUGCUGCUGCCUCGACCUUCGUCCACGCAGGGGUCAGAGCGGAGGGGGAGGGCUAUGAGUGCCGCCAGCUACCUGACCGACGUUAUGGAGGAACUGGAGGAGUCCCAUAAGAAGUGCCACCCCUGCUGGUACGUGUUCGCCCACCGAUACCUGGUGUGGGAGUGCUCCCCCUCCUGGCUGCGGCUGAAACAGCUGGUGAAGAUCAUGGUGAUGGAUCCCUUCCUGGACCUGGCCAUCACCGUCUGCAUCGUCCUCAACACGCUCUUCAUGGCCAUGGAGCAUUACCCAAUGACGGACGAGUUCAACGGCAUGCUGAGCAUCGGAAACCUGGUUUUCUCGGGGAUCUUCACAGCGGAGAUGGUUCUGAAGAUCAUCGCCUUGGACCCGUACUACUACUUCCAGACGGGCUGGAACAUCUUCGACAGCAUCAUCGUGUGCCUCAGCCUCAUGGAGCUCGGAUUGUCUGAUGUGGAGGGGCUCAGCGUCCUGCGCUCCUUCCGGCUGCUGCGUGUUUUUAAGCUGGCCCGCUCCUGGCCGACCCUCAACACGCUCAUCAAGAUCAUCGGGAACUCCAUGGGCGCCCUGGGCAACCUGACGCUGGUCCUCGCCAUUAUCGUCUUCAUCUUCGCCGUGGUGGGGAUGCAGCUGUUCGGGAAGAACUACCAGGAGUGUGUGUGUAAGAUCUCCAAGGACUGCGUCCUCCCCCGCUGGCACAUGAAGGACUUCUUCCACUCCUUCCUCAUCGUGUUCCGGGUUCUGUGCGGCGAGUGGAUCGAGACCAUGUGGGACUGCAUGGAGGUGGCGGGGCAGCCGCUCUGCAUCCUCGUCUUCAUGCUGGUCAUGGUUAUCGGAAACCUGGUGCUGCUGAACCUCUUCCUGGCUCUGCUCCUCAGCAGCUUCAGCUCCGACAACCUCUCCGCCCCAGAUGAAGACGGGGAGAUGAACAACCUCCAGAUCGCCAUCCACCGGAUCACUCUGGGCCUGGCCUGGUGCCGCCGACAGGUGGUGGACUUCUUCAACGGGAACCUGAAGCGGCGGCGGCAGAAACGAAAAGAGGCCAAAGCCAUGAUGAAGCUGAAACGGCUGAGCACCGUUCACACUGAGGCCAACGGCGCCGUCAUCGGCCGCCAUGUGGAGAAGUACGUGGUUCCGGAGGACGACAGCUACAUGACCAACCCCAACCUGACCAUCAGCGUUCCCAUCGCCCCCGGAGAAUCCGACGUGGAGUUUCCGGAGGAAGAGGAGGAGGAGGAAGAGGAGGAAGGUCAGGAGGAGCAGAGCGAGGGGUCCGAGGGAGACGAGGAGAGAGAGGAGGAGCAGAAAGAAGAAAUCAGCCUAUCAGAGGGCAGCACAGUGGACCUGAGGAAGCCUGGCGAGGAAGAGGACGAGUACUCAGAGCUGGCCGAAGAGGCCAUGGACCCGGACAACUGCUUCCCUGACGUGUGCGUGUCCCGGUUCCAGUGCUGCGACAUCGACACCACGGCGGGUCUGGGCCAGAUGUGGUGGAGAACGAGGAAGACCUGCUACCAGAUCGUAGAGCACAGCUGGUUCGAGUCCUUCAUCAUCUUCAUGAUCCUUCUCAGCUCGGGAGCUCUGGCCUUCGAGGACAUCUACAUCGAGCAGAGAAGGGUCGUCAAGGUGGUGCUCGAAUAUGCUGACAAGAUCUUCACCUACAUCUUCAUCUUAGAGAUGAUGCUCAAAUGGCUCGCCUACGGCUUCAAGAAGUACUUCACCAACUACUGGUGCUGGUUGGACUUCCUCAUCGUCGAUAUCUCAGUGCUGGGCCUCCUGGCCCAGUUCAUCCCGGUGAACCAGGUCACCACCCUGCGGGUUCUCAGGACGUUCAGGGCUCUCCGUCCUCUCCGGGCCGCGUCCCGCUUCGCCGGUAUCAGGGUUUCGUUGGUCAGUCUGGUGGCCAACACCUUGGGUUACUCCGACCUGGCAGCCAUCAAGUCCCUGCGGACGCUGCGGGCCCUGCGGCCCCUCAGGGCCCUGUCCAGAUUUGAAGGCAUGAGGGUGGUGGUGAACGCCCUGAUCGGCGCCAUCCCCUCCAUCAUGAACGUGCUGCUGGUCUGCCUGAUCUUCUGGCUCAUCUUCAGCAUCAUGGGCGUCAACCUUUUCGCCGGGAAGUUCGGCCGCUGCGUCAACCGGACCGGCUUCGUGUACGACGCCUCGCUCAUCAACAACCGGUCCGAAUGCGACGCCGCCAACGACACCUCGCAGCACUACUGGACCAAGGUCAAGGUCAACUUCGACAACGUCGGCGCCGGAUACCUGGCUCUGCUGCAAGUGGCAACCUUUAAGGGCUGGAUGGACAUCAUGUACGCCGCCGUGGACUCCAGAGCCGUGGAGGAGCAGCCAAUCAAAGAGAUCAAUCUCUACAUGUACCUGUACUUCGUCAUCUUCAUCAUCUUCGGCUCCUUCUUCACCCUCAACCUCUUCAUCGGAGUCAUCAUCGACAACUUCAACCAGCAGAAACGAAAGUUAGGAGGGCAGGAUAUCUUUAUGACGGAGGAGCAGAAGAAAUAUUACAACGCCAUGAAGAAACUGGGAUCCAAGAAGCCGCAGAAGCCCAUCCCCCGACCCCUGAACGACCUGCAGGGCUUCUUCUUCGACCUGGUGGGGAAGCAGGCCUUCGACAUCAUCAUCAUGGUUCUGAUCCUCCUCAACAUGAUCACCAUGAUGGUGGAGACGGACGAGCAGUCGCCGCAGAUGGAGAAGAUCCUCUACUACAUCAACCUGGCCUUCAUCGUCGUCUUCACCAUCGAGUGCAGCAUCAAGAUCAUGGCGCUGCGCUGCUACUUCUUCACCGUCGGCUGGAACAUCUUCGACUUCGUGGUCGUCAUCCUCUCCAUCGUCGGAAUCGUUCUGGCUGAUAUCAUCGAGAAGUACUUUGUGUCGCCGACUCUCUUCAGAGUAAUCCGACUGGCCCGGAUCGGGCGAGUCCUGCGCCUCAUCAGAGGAGCCAAGGGCAUUCGGACGUUACUGUUCGCCCUCAUGAUGUCACUUCCUGCCCUCUUCAACAUCGGGCUGCUCCUCUUCCUCGUCAUGUUCAUCUACGCCAUCUUCGGCAUGGCUAACUUCGCCUACGUGAAGCGGCAGGGGGGCAUCGACGACAUGUUUAACUUUGAGACGUUUGGGAACAGCAUGCUGUGUUUGUUCCAGAUCACCACGUCUGCAGGGUGGGACAACCUGCUCAACCCCAUCCUCAACAACUCCCCCGAGGAGUGCGACCCCCACCUGCCCCACACCGGCACCACCGUCAAGGGGAACUGCGGGAACCCGUCGGUGGGCAUCACCUUCUUCGUCACCUACAUCAUCAUCUCCUUCCUCAUCGUGGUCAACAUGUACAUCGCCAUCAUCCUGGAGAACUUCAGCGUGGCCACGGAGGAAAGCACCGAGCCGCUGAGCGAGGACGACUUCGAGAUGUUCUACGAGGUUUGGGAGAAGUUCGACCCAGAAGCCACGCAGUUCAUGGAGUACUCCAAACUGUCGGACUUUGCAGAUUCUCUUCUGGAGCCUCUCCGCAUCAGCAAGCCCAACAAGAUCAAGCUGAUCUCCAUGGACCUGCCCAUGGUCAGCGGAGACAAGAUCCACUGCCUGGACAUCCUGUUCGCCUUCACCAAGCGCGUCCUGGGCGAGUCGGGCGAGAUGGACGCCCUCAAGCAGCAGAUGGAGGAGAAGUUCAUGAUCUCCAACCCUUCCAAGAUUUCCUACGAGCCGAUCACCACGACUCUGCGGCGCAAGCAGGAAGAAGUGUCGGCCACCAUCAUCCAGAGGUGCUAUCGCCGCCACCUGGUGAGGCGCCAGAUGAAGGCCGCCUCCUACAUGUACCGCCAGUUCACCACGCCCCGACACGACCACAGCGAGGGCGAGGAGGGAGGCGAGGUGAUGUUUGGGGAGGACGCGCCUGAGAAGGAAGGGCUGAUAGCCACCAUGAUGAAGGAGAACUACGGGUCCAGUCUGUUGGGGGUGGAGCGCUCCUCCACCAUCUCCUCCACCUCAUCGCCGCCGUCCUACAACAGCGUGACGCGAGCCACGCCCGAAAACCUUCAUCUGCUCGCUGCCAAGACAGAAACGGCCGAUGAAGGCAGCGCAGUGAGAGAACAGUCUCAGUCUGAAGGCGACAGAACGACGGAAACAGAACCUUAGCAGGAACCCAAAGAGAACAAGUUCUGAUUUUUACUGAAUGUACCGAAGCUGAGGACCGUCGGAUCAGCUGAGAACAAGAGCUGGAUGAUGAAGAGAGGAAGAUUUACUACCUUUAAUCUAGUUCCCCGGUGGAGACUCAAAGAAAAACCAUUUUCUGAAAGCGGAUUCUGAAGAACCGCCAACAGACGGAGGCCUGAUCUGUCAACCUGGAGCAAAACACCAGAAUAAGGAGCCUGGUUCUGUUGGUUCUGUUGUGUCGGACUCUGACCCGGUCAGAGCGGUUAUAUCACCCGUCAUUUAUCGUCCGGAGUCGGGAGGCUCCGCCUCCUUACCGGUUACCGGCCGUAGGAUCGGCGGAUCCCGUCUCGUUUCUCCACAGCUGAACGGUUUUCUGAGAGAAGACGGCGAUUUCAAAAAGACCUUUUCGUAGUAAAAGUAUAACGUUGUUGAUGUUCCAAGUCUUUUAAUAUCGGUACAAUUAUUACUAUUUUUUAUAUUUUUAGAGUAAGUUAAAAAUAAGCCUUGGGAGUUGCGCUCGCUGUAAUGAACCGUCUGGAAAUCGAGAGAUGAAAACCUCAAAACCCGAAAAAAACAAAAAAUGAUCUUUUUAUUUUCUUUUUGGGCGUUUUUUGCACUUUUGAGUUUACAUUUAGCUGUCACUUUACUGCGCCUUCGGUAAAAGGAUGGGUGGCAUUUCUUCUGCUCUGACACCAAAAACUAAACGAAUGCACAAAGAAACCCCGAACUCCCGAUUUGCCUCGGUGAUAAUCGUCCUCAUGAGCCCCGACCCGCCGAGCCCUGGGGGGUCUGCCACAAAGUUCAUGGAAGAUCUUACGGAUCUGCAAGAGGAGACGACUGGCAGCGGCUCGAUUGUUGCCGAGGUAACAGAGGAUCGAAGCGUCUGACGGGUUAAAUCUGAUGAAAUGAUCUGAACAUUCAGACUGCAGCGGGUUUUAGGAUCCAGCUUUCUGGUAGAUCUCCCGUCGUCAUUAACUUUCUGUCCGGUCUGAGUUCGGCGCGGCGACGUUUCGUGGUUCUGCUCCGACCCGGAUCAGAGCUCAGGAUUUUACUGCAUUCAGUUUGAGACGAAGCUGGAUGUUGAUCUCAUUGUUCGCGCCGCCAGCAGCGUCCAGGAGAAACCUCGGCUGACCGGAGUCAGAGAAACUCUGGGCUUGUUUCUUUAUUAGCUUGGUCAUAAAUUUAAGUUUUCUAUAAGAAGCUGCAGGUUUGAUAUGUAAAUUAUUCAGAAACAGAAACUCUGUCUCUGCACAAGCAUCUGCAGCUGGAGCCACUGAUUGUUGAAAGGCUCAAGUCGUCGUCAUGACGUUUUGUUCAGGCUGUUUUUGACCUUCAGUUGACCUUCCUUUAAGGAUAAUUCCUCAGUUUGUGGGUUGGGCUGUAAAAUCCUCUCUGCUGAUGCCAAGCAGCUUUGGCUGAAGGUUGAAUUCCUGUUGUAGAAACAUGUUAAGGUUCCAAGACCCUCAAACGUCACUGAACUCUUCACUGCAAAAACACGAAAUCUCAGCAAACAUGUUGGUCCAAGUUGUAGUAAAAACCUCAAAGUGCUCUUGAAAUAAGAUAAAACUAAGAAAAGUACAUUUUCAUCCAGAUAAAUCAGCUUGUUUCCAGUAAAUAAUUGACUAAAGUAAUAAAUGACUUAAAACAGGCGCCUAUAUUUAGCUGAAAUAUUAUUUUUAAAUUAGUUUUGCUUUAUUUCAAGAGUGCAAAGAUAUUUGAACAACAAACUGGACAAAAAAAACUGUAAUAUUUUUGUUUUUGGAGUUUUGUGGGAUCAGUUUGGGUUUGCUGGUCAUGAAGGAAGAAUCAACACAACGCUGAAGAGCAGGACAGCGUCCCACAGCAGCGUGUGACCCCACCAGUGACCUCCAGCACCAAACCAGAGGUAAUUCCAGAUGGACUGCUCUGGUUUUGGCACAGAGGAUUUGGUUGGUUUUCUGGGCCAGAACCCAAAAACUUGACUCUGCUGCUCAACCCAAACAUCCGUUUCCUCCGAUAUGAAUCCAUCUAAAGAUUUUAUCUCCAGAAAGCAAACGAUCAAAAAACACAAAAUUCUGAACCUGAGAAAACAUUCGAUCAAACCUCCUCAGGGAAACAGAGCUGCUGUUUUGGUCUAGUUUGGUCCGUUUUGGUCCAGUUUGGUUUGGUUUGGUCCAGUUUGGUCCAGUUUGGUCGGUUCCUCUUCUCAGAGACGCCUGAAUGAAGCCGGUCUGUGAAGCGGAUGCUUGUGCUGAGGCGGGUUGGUUGUUUCUCCUGGUUCUUCUCGGGUCCAGAACCUGAGCAGAACCAGAACCGGGCUGCAGGUUUUUCUUGGAUACUGGAAUCGUUUCUGCUCAGAGGUUUGAAUGGUUUCAUUUCACCAGUUUGGAAACAAUCUGAUUGUUUUCUAGAGAUGAAAAUCUAAAUGUUUCUUUGCUAAUUAAUUAAUUUAUUUUGUGGUUCCGGGUGGGAGGGGAGGAGAGUCGAUGCUGAGCGACGCGGCUCUUUAUCUAUUUGCACAAAGAAACUCAAACUGAGACGAACUGCUACAGCAAUAACUGUUUGCUGAAACCUUGCAGGAGGUUUUGUAGGUCCGGUUUGACCCGGUUCGCCUUCCGGCCGGACAGGAGCCACUUCGACACUUUGAGCGCCGCCCUGAGGAACUCCUGCGGCGGUGCAGCACUGAUACGGUGUUACUAUGGACUCCAGCCAAUCCAACAUGGCCGACAGGAAGUGGAGAUGUUUCCUGAAGCUGUUUAGCGUCCGCUCCGUCCGUCUCACCUGAGGAUCUUUACUAAACGGCGCUUUAAUAAACACAUUUUAAAUGGGACACAAAAUGAACAGAGAGGUUUUACUGGCACCGUCUGGACUCUAUUUCUACUCGAUCCGUGGAGGACAGAUGACCAUGUAAAUGAGGUAAAACACUGCUGGACUCUGAGGCGUUUUCAGGUUGCAGUUGUGCUGAAGGGCUGUUUUCAGUAGCAAUAGACCCAGAGUGUGCCUGGAUACAUGAAGCCAACACGCCAAGCCAUGCCGCCCCAUCCACUGACUGACUGAUCCACUGAGUGGCUGCAACAUUUGGCCUGUUGGGUAACGAGUUAACGCUCACGGUUUUUAACCAUUAACUUCUCACAGCCCCCCGCCACCCUCCCUCCAAACAGCUGAAAUCAGGCAGCUGAUUGGUUCAUUAGCUGCUGAUAGUUUUACCUUCAGAAAGGUUCAGAUUCACUGAAAUCAACAUUUUAUCACUAUGAGAAGUCCUCAGAAACCCAGAGACACCAGGAUCAGGUGUGUAAAGGAUUUGCUGCUCGGUGGUGAAGCGGUUCAUGGAGCAGGAGUUCAGAUCGUCAUGGAGGGCAGAUGAGCAUCAGUCCAGAAACCUGAUUAUCAGGUUAGUUAGUUUCUAUAAUCUGUGUGCAGAUCCGUCUGUCCUGUGAUGGACAGGAGACGUGUCCAGGUCUGGACAGCACUCUGCAGCGUCAGAUGGAUGUGAAAUAAUAACAUUUAUAAAAAUAAGCCUCAUUAUCAGUCAGUCAGUUUGUCUGUUUUACCUGAACAAGCAUGUGGCGACAGUGGAGAGGAACUCCACUGCCAGGUCCAGAUCCAGGUGAGUAUGAGUCCGUCUGCCAGGUUUUAGGUCCACAUGCUUCAUCUGGAGGUUUGAAAUCGGUUCUCAUUGAGCACCGAUGAGAACCAGGAGGUUUGUUUCCAUGUUUUAUGCAGAAAUGUUGAUAUUUCUCCUCAGAUAUUCAGUUGAACACAUUUUUAUCAGACCUGGUGAGGAAUUAUGUAGUUUUUUAUGAUUCUUCACCAAAUUCCUGCUGUAAUAACAGGACUGAAGGGUCAGUAACUCUGGAUGUGUUUCUGCCCCGUCAGAUGAAAACAAACAAUCUGGAAACUGUUUGGCUUCAAACGACGUUUGGGAACCGAGUGAGAAACAGAAACAAUCACAGAAAUCAUUUAUUUAAGAAAACAAACAAAUCAAAGCUAAUUUAAAAUCUGCCAAUGGGAUCAAACAGAAAUAUCAUGAAAGAAAAACUGAGAACAGAGUCUGCACUACAAAAACACAAAGUUACCAAAUAUUUAGUAGACUUGAAAUAAUAAAAAACUGACUUACACAUAACUUUAACAUUAAUAAAAUAAAAUAAAAAGGUUCACCAGUUCAACCAGAGAAACAUUUUCUGCCAGUUGAACUAGAACUAAAACCAUCAACAUGAAGGAAUUAUUGACUUAAACUGGUAAUUAUGGCUGAACAGUUAAUUAUGAAUCAGUUUUAUCUUAUUUCAUGUGUGUUCAGAUUCUGCACCAGAAACUAGAUCAGUCAAACUGUAAGAUUUAGUUUUUGCAGUGUAAACUAGAGAUACUUUCUAUUUCUAGAGAAAGUUCAGAGUUCAGCUGAACGGUGAAGUGAGGGGAACUUUCUCCAUGGAAACCAAACCAAACGUUAAAACGUCAUAAAACCGGGAGCUGUUCUGCCUCAGUUCAGCUUCUAGCUGUUUUAUGUCUAUGUGAACAGGUCAGUCUACAGCUGAACUCUGUCCAGUUUCAGAUUUUUCCAGAAGAUUCCUCUCUGUCGUUGUGCCUUAUCUGACUCACCGGGCAGCAAAAGGCACAACCUGAUGCUGCUUUCAGUGAAUCUGGACCUCGGAUUCAGGGUUCAGGUUCAAUCUGAGCACAAACCCGACCAGCCAGCUGUGUGCUGUAGGUGGCGCUGUUGAGCCCAUGUUUGGGUCAGAGGGGCUCUGGGAAUCUGCUCCUUCCUUCCCUGUUUGAAACCAAAAGCUGCUUCUUCACCACUGAUAUCCAAACACGGAGAAAAUGCACAGAAACGUGAUUCUUCUUCAUUCUUACUGUCGUUCUAUUUAUUGUGUAAUAGAUGCAAUACAAGCGUUGUGUCACCGUGGGGAGUGAUGCUGUGUGUUCUUCACGGACGAGGACAAUAAUCCAAUAAUAACGAUGAUGUUUUGAAGUUUUUGUGGAUUUUUCCAGGCAUCUUCUCACUGCUUCAACCACGUCGCUCCGUUUACACCGCAGCUGGUUUCAGGUGGCUGUCGACCCGUUUUACUCCGUUUCCACAUCCAGAAUCCUGAUAUCUGUAGAGCUGCCUGGACAGCAGCUCUGACGCCUGAAGCUCGUUCAUUCAGGACCAAACUUACAGGACAUAUUCCCAGCAUCGUAGAUUAUUUAGAGCUAAAAGGAGCUGCUAAACCCGGCAGAAAUAUCUCAAAUAAAUCAGAAUACAGGAGACGAGGUUUCCUGAAGAUAAAGUACAGAAAAAUCUCCAACUGGGAGGAAAAACUUUAUAAGUUGAGGAAAAAAAUUUAAACUUAUUUUUUGGUCCUGAGUUAAAAACGAGUCUGAAGUUUUUCUUCUGCAGACAGCCGGUGAACCCUGGGUGUAAAGAGGCGACAGCCGUGCCUCAGUGACCUCUGACCCCACCCUGCUGUUUUAGACACAGUUACACUAUUAUAACAUGAAGAUCUAUAUAUAAUUAUAUACAUAUACUUUUUAGUACUUUGAGUUGAAAUACUUUUUAGUAUUUUGCAAAUAAAUGUCUCUGUAUAUAAAAGAAAAAGCCUCCUGUAAUAAAUGAACAGAAGUUUAAUACUGAA
Molecule: messenger RNA, 12236 nt
Organism: Xiphophorus couchianus (Monterrey platyfish)
Lineage: Eukaryota; Metazoa; Chordata; Actinopteri; Cyprinodontiformes; Poeciliidae
Product: sodium channel protein type 4 subunit alpha-like
Exons: 33
Coding region: 535-6627 (2030 amino acids)
Biological process (GO): sodium ion transmembrane transport; membrane depolarization during action potential; neuronal action potential
Cellular component (GO): voltage-gated sodium channel complex; plasma membrane
Molecular function (GO): voltage-gated sodium channel activity; protein binding
Source: RefSeq, a predicted model, not a curated record